Misgurnus anguillicaudatus (oriental weatherfish) is the source of this 1779-nucleotide messenger RNA. It is a transcript of the gene p2rx1, whose product is annotated as purinergic receptor P2X, ligand-gated ion channel, 1. Gene Ontology annotation, cellular component: plasma membrane. Gene Ontology annotation, biological process: response to ATP; calcium ion transmembrane transport. The record is from RefSeq and is a predicted model, not a curated record. NCBI's taxonomy places the organism in Eukaryota, Metazoa, Chordata, Actinopteri, Cypriniformes, Cobitidae. Gene Ontology annotation, molecular function: extracellularly ATP-gated monoatomic cation channel activity; purinergic nucleotide receptor activity; ATP binding.
AUUUGCACUUACGUUGUUGCUCCACCUAUAAGAAGUUUGUCUGUUUGUACAUGAAUUUGUAUCACAGCCACAAAGAAUUAAUGGAUGAAGAUAAUGCAAAAUGGGAGGUUAACUUUUGAGAUGUGUUUUGUUUAGAGGUAAAAACACACAGAGAGAGAGAAAGAGAGAGGGGGGGAGAGAGAGAGAGAACAAGAGAGAGGAAGUCAGCAAUCAGCACUUCUUAGAUCACCAGUGUCUACCAAGAACAUCUUAUUACAACAACGCUGUGAAGAAAGAGGGACAAAAGCAGAUUUGUUAUAUUAUUGUACCCUUAUCCUUUCUGUAAAAAAAUGAAGGACAGAUUACAGGGCUGUUGCGCAAACUUUUUCUUUGAAUACGAGACUCCUCGUCAGGUUCUGGUCAGGAACAGAAGAGUUGGAAUUGUGUGUAGAUUCAUCCAGAUGUGCGUUCUAGCCUACAUCAUAGGGUGGGUGUUCAUGUAUGAGAAAGGCUACCAGACAGUGGAUACUGCCUUUGGCUCAAUAUUGACCAAAAUGAAGGGACUUGCCUUUACAAAUAUCAGUGGAGAGGAGAGGAUAUGGGAUGUAGCUGAUUAUGUCUUUCCAGAACAGGGUGCCUCGUCUUUUGUCGUGAUGACAAAUUACAUUGCCACCGUGGGACAGACACAGGGCAAGUGUCCUGAGGUGCCAAACGAGAAGAAUAAGUGCAUGUUAGACGCAGACUGUGAUGAAGGCAAAUACAAACGUACGGGAAAUGGGUUCAUGACGGGCAAGUGUGUGAAUAAAACCAGUACUUGUGAGGUCUACUCCUGGUGUCCCAUUGAAGAUGACCGUAAAAUACCAGAUCCUCCAGUAUUGAAAGUAGCAGAAAAUUUCACUCUGUUCAUCAAAAACUCGAUCUCUUUCCGCUAUUUUAAUGUUGUCAGGAGUAACCUGGUAGAAGGUGUGGAUCAGGCGUACAUCAGUAGCUGUCAGUAUGACCCAAUAAAUAAUCCACUAUGUCCUAUCUUCAGACUGGGAGACAUUGUGGAGCGUUCUGGGUUGAAUUUCUCGGAAAUCGCACGUUUGGGUGGGGCUAUAGGAAUUCUCAUUGAAUGGAAUUGCAAUCUGGACUUCCAAAUCAAAUACUGCAAACCACAAUAUGAAUUUUAUGGCCUUUAUGGAACUGGGAGAAAUGAUAAGGAGGAGAAACCAUCACUGGGAUACAAUUUCAGAUAUGCUAAACAUUAUUUGGAAAACGGCAAGGAGAAGAGAACAUUAAUGAAGGUGUUUGGUUUAAAGAUAGACAUCGUUGUUUAUGGACUGGCGGGAAAAUUUGAUAUUAUCCCAACGUUGACAGCUAUAGGCUCAGGAGUAGGAAUUUUUGGAGUGGCAACCGUUGUGUGUGAUGUGCUCCUUCUCCAUUUACUUCCAAAAAGAGAUUUCUACAAAAACAUGAAAUUCAAGAAUACAGAAAUGCUAGAAGAGAAGCCCGCGUUAUCAGCGACAGAAAAAGAGAAACAAAAGGAGUGAAGAGAGAGAGAGAGAGCGGCUGCCAUGACUACUGACUAAAUCUGCACUGAAAAACAGCAUCAAUACUGGAACACAUGCAAAAGAACCGGGAGAUAUUGUAUAACACGCUCCAGAACAAGUUCGAGAUGAAUUCAACUGCACUGUAAAAAAUGCAGUUAAAACAACUUGAUUUUGCAAGUCAAUUCAAUAUAAUUUUGAAAUUGAUGUUGAAAUUGUUUAACUUAAUUUGUAAAGUUAAAGUAACAUAAAAUAUAUGUUGAUGAUUUGA